Messenger RNA from Ilex paraguariensis (yerba mate), 1662 nucleotides. The record is from the annotation of a GenBank genome assembly. NCBI's taxonomy places the organism in Eukaryota, Viridiplantae, Streptophyta, Magnoliopsida, Aquifoliales, Aquifoliaceae.
AUGGCUGAUAAUACCCGAGCUGUCUUCUCAGCUCUCGACAAUGCUAAGACUCAACUCUACCAUUUUAAAGCAAUUGUCAUCGCCGGCAUGGGAUUCUUCACUGAUGCUUACGAUCUCUUCUGCAUCAGUGCUGUCACAAAGCUUAUAGGACGGCUAUACUACUAUGAUCCAUCAAAAGGCAAACCGGGAAAACUCCCAACAAAUGUCAACAACGCCAUAACCGGUGUGGCAUUAUGUGGAACACUUGCAGGGCAACUUUUCUUUGGAUGGCUUGGAGACAAAUUGGGGAGGAAAAAAGUUUAUGGUAUUACCCUUGUCACAAUGGUGGGGUGUGCCAUAGCUUCAGGCCUCUCAUUUGGCUCCACAGCUCAUAGUGUGAUUGCUUGCCUAUGCUUCUUCAGGUUCUGGCUGGGGUUUGGCAUCGGAGGAGACUACCCGCUUUCAGCCGUGAUCAUGUCGGAAUACGCCAACCAAAAAACCAGAGGGGCGUUCAUCGCCGCCGUGUUUGCUAUGCAAGGAGUGGGGAUUUUGUUUGCAGGGGUUGUGGCCAUGAUCGUUUCUAAGGCGUUCAUGGCUGCUUACCCAGCUCAUAACUUCAAUACAGAUGCUGUUUUGUCCACUCAGCCACAAGGAGAUUUUGUUUGGCGGAUUGUACUGAUGUUCGGAGCAGUUCCAGCGGCUUUAACCUACUACUGGCGGAUGAAGAUGCCGGAAACCGCUAGAUACACCGCCUUGGUCGCCGGAAACCACCAGAAGGCAGCUGCGGAUAUGGCAAAAGUCCUCGAAAAAGACAUACUUGUAGAAGAAUCAAAUUCUAAGCUUCCGAUGGAGUCAACUUCAUAUGGAUUAUUUUCGAAAGAAUUCGUUAAAAGGCACGGACGUCAUCUUCUGGGAACUACUAGUACCUGGUUCUUGUUGGAUAUAGCUUUCUACAGUCUCCAACUUGCGCAGAAGGAUAUUUAUCCUGCAAUUGGAUUCGUACAUAAAGCCUCAACCAUGAACGCCAUUGAAGAGGUUUUCCACAUCUCCAAAGCAAUGUUCUUAGUCGCACUCUUCGCAACAGUCCCUGGGUACUGGUUCACUGUGUUCCUAAUCGAUCGAAUCGGCCGGUUCGUAAUCCAGCUCGGUGGAUUCCUCCUAAUGUCCAUUUUCAUGCUGGUUCUUGGAGUCAAAUACGAAGCUUUCAGAGGCAAACCGUGUGCGGACACUAAGCACAAAGAUUCGUUGAACGAUUUUUGUGACGGUAAUAAGACUUUAUUCGGCCUCUUCUUUGGAUUGACUCUCUUCUUCGCCAAUUUUGGUCCGAAUAGCACGACGUUCAUUGUUCCGGCGGAGCUUUUCCCGGCUAGAUUCCGAUCAACCUGCCAUGGUAUAUCAGCAGCAUCUGGAAAAGCAGGAGCAAUAAUUGGGGCAUUUUUGAUACAGAAUUAUACUCAAAAAGCAGAAGGAAUCAAACGGGCAAUUAUAGCACUUUCUGUGGUGAAUUUGCUCGGAUUCUUAUUUACUUUCCUGGUGCCGGAGACGAAUGGCCGGUCGCUCGAAGAAAUUUCCGGCGAGGAUAAGGAUCUUGGUGGUGGAAAUGGCGGUACGAGUGAAGCCAAUGGAAAUCACAAGGCACAUAACAAUGGAAUUGAAAUGGCGGCCGGGAGUGAUAUGGUUUAG